Messenger RNA from Tigriopus californicus, 2362 nucleotides. Its product is annotated as casein kinase I-like. The transcript has a single exon. Gene Ontology annotation, biological process: signal transduction; endocytosis; peptidyl-serine phosphorylation. The record is from RefSeq and is a predicted model, not a curated record. Gene Ontology annotation, cellular component: cytoplasm; nucleus; plasma membrane. Gene Ontology annotation, molecular function: protein serine/threonine kinase activity; ATP binding. Bases 415 to 2046 code for a protein of 543 amino acids. Lineage: Eukaryota; Metazoa; Arthropoda; Copepoda; Harpacticoida; Harpacticidae.
UAGUUGAGCACAUUGACAUUUGUGCAAGUAGAUCUCUUUGUUCCAUGUCAAGAUCUGUACGCAAGUUCAAUAUAUCAAGACAAGUGGUGUGCAUAAAUUCGAAUACCGCUUGCUUCUUUCCUAGCCUUUCGACCGGGCAACGAUUAUGGAAAGUCUAGGAACGUGCUUGAACAGAAGGAAGACAGACGGGUGGGUUAAUUCCAUUAGUUGGACCAGUCCACCUGAAUUGGAUUUGCAUACUUGCAUCAAGAUUUCUUCAAUCUUGCUCUGACCUUUGGGCCACGAAAGACCCUGGUACGGGUUUGGUGCACUCAGAAUCGUUCAUGAACCUAACAUCGUGGCUUUGGAGUGAAGUGAGCGUGAAUCAAUCCUGUGCAAGCUGCUAGUUACAUUGCAUUCUUACCAAACGGCAAAAUGCCCAGGCACCUGCAAGUCUCUAGCCACUUAGGCUCGAACAAAAUGGUUGGAAAAGACUUCAGGAUUGUUGGAAAGCGCAUAGGAGCUGGAAAUUUUGGCGAAGUCCGAAUAGGAGAGAACACCCAAACACACGAAAAAGUGGCCAUCAAAAUUGAACGGAUUGCCAACCCCAAAGGCGUGAGCGCCACUAUUCGGCUGAAGCAUGAAUAUGAUAUGCUACGAAAGAUAUAUCAUGGUUUUCCCAAAGGACAUAAGAUCAACGGUAUUCCUCGUUUUCAUUACUUUGGAAAGUGUGGCUCAGUUGAUUGCUUGGUCUUGGACCUUUUAGGCACCAAUCUUGAAGACCUUUUUGAGUUAGUUGGACAACUGUUCAGCAUGAAGACUGUCCUCAUGAUAGCCUUUCAAUUGCUUGACCGCAUUGAGACGGUCCAUCAAAGGGGGUUGGUCUAUCGGGAUGUCAAGCCCGAGAACUUCCUCCUCGGUAAAAAAGACUCUGAAGAAUUCAAUAUCAUUCAUAUGGUUGAUUUCGGCUUGGCCACCUUUUACCGAGAUCCUCAAACAGGAAAGCACUUGCCAUUUCGAGACUUGAAAACCAUGACUGGAACCGCAAGGUACAUGAGUGUCCAUAGUCAUUUGGGAAAGGCCCAAAGUCGACGUGACGACCUCGAGAGCAUUGGCUAUGUUCUGAUUUAUUUUGCUAAAGGCAAACUCCCGUGGCAAGGCAUUAAAACUAACAAUCUGAAGGAGAAAUACAAAAAAAUUCGGGAUGCAAAGAUGAAGUUUCCGCUUCAUGUCCUCUGUGAUGGCUUGCCCAAACAGUUUCAAUCCUUUAUGUCUUACGUGAAAAAGCUUGGCUUCUCAGAGACUCCUGAUUACGAAUUUCUAAAAGAUCUCUUCCAUGAGCUCUAUGAAGAGUGCGGAUUCUCUUACGACGAUUCCAGCUUUGAUUGGACUCAUUUGGACCUACCAAACGACGUUCAACGCUUCAAUCAAAACAAUAAAGACGGCAUCAAAGAAAGUGACAUCAGUAGUUUCAAUACAGAAAAUUCGCAACAUUUUGCCUUCGACGACAUCUGUGAUAACGAUGCAGAUGUAAAAGAUGAGGCCAAGGAUAAAUUAGGCGAGCUUCGAGACAUCCGGGAUCAAACAAAAGCCAUGGAAGGGAUUGUUAAUUCUCGAAAAAACGUCAGGAGUCUCAGUAUCUCCAAUAGCAAUCUGGGCCUCGAAUCCUCUGAAACGGACUUUGGCGCGGGAGAUGGCUCGAACAAUUUGAAUCCGAAAUUCAAUGGACUCAAUGGAAGCCAAAGCUACAGUCAAGGGUACUUUAGUAAUGAUGGAAGCGAACCUGUCGGACCCAUUAAUAAAUCAAAUCACCACGGUCAUCAAAUGCAUUAUUCCUCCGGUGUGUCUCAUUGUGAUGAAAUUCAGGUAGUUACCGAAGAGCCUCAUUCAAUGGAGGCAAACCCGAUUUGUGAGCUACACCAAGAAAAAGGACGUUGCACAGAGGCCUGUACGGUUGAUGAGAGAAUGUCGUUCUUAUGUUUUACGUGGAGAAAGCGGAAAAAAGACAUCACUUACCAUACUUUUGAUGCUCAGAAAUGCCAAGGGCAAACCCGAAGAGGAUAUUAAUGUUCGUACGACAUCGCUUUCGGACUCUCCCAAUAGCAAACUGUUAUCACAAUAAUGGAGAGAUACCCAACCCGAUUGUAAACCCUGAAGGAACAAAACAUAAAGGAAUAAAGCCAUCCAUCUUAGAUUACAAAUCUACGUUCCCAAUCACUGCUGCAUCAGCGGAAAUUUGGCACAGCUUAGCAUAAUGUAUUAUGUUUAAUUUUUUGAAACCAGGAAAUCAUGUGCGUUAUGUUCAUGUGAUGAUGUUUAAAAAAGUUUAUGCAAUAGUUACAGAGGAUAAUUUCGUUUUGCAUUCGGUUUAUUUAUUGAUAUG